Molecule: messenger RNA, 1427 nt
Organism: Polychytrium aggregatum
Lineage: Eukaryota; Fungi; Chytridiomycota; Chytridiomycetes; Polychytriales
Exons: 2
Coding region: 100-1326 (408 amino acids)
Biological process (GO): regulation of DNA-templated transcription
Molecular function (GO): sequence-specific DNA binding; zinc ion binding
Source: RefSeq, a predicted model, not a curated record
ACUCGCCACACUGCUCUCAAUACCAGCCAAGCCUUGCGACUCCCCCGACACUCUUGUCUGUCUCCGCAACCAUAUCCCAAUCCUCCACCCUCUGAUACCAUGAGCGCCCCCCUCGCCCAGCCCAAGCGCAAGUCCAAGCCUCUCCAGGAACGAGUCUGUUCCCGUUGCGGCACGACGAAAACCCCUCAGUGGAGAGCCGGCUCGCUUGGCCCCAACACCCUCUGCAACGCUUGCGGUGUCAAGUUCAAGGCCUCCAAGCGCUCUUCCACGGACCCGUCGCUGUCGCCUCCUCCGACGCCGUCUUUGCCCGUCGUCUUGCCUUCUCCUAUCCCGCCGACCUCGCCUUCGCCAUCGACUCUGUCCGUCGCUGCUGCUGCUGCUACUGCUGCUACUGCUACUGCCGCUCUGGUGCUCGAGUCGCCCAUGCCCACCUUCCCGGCACCGCCGCCUGCCUCCGAGUCGGCUCCAUCAGAGCCCAGGAAACAUGCCCAGGUUGCUCCCUCAAUGAAGCCCCUGAAGAAGCGCUUCGUGCCCUCGAGCAAACCCACCGAGGCUUCUCCACCCACUCCGUCCCCUCCCGUCCCCUUUGAGUCUCUCGUCUCCUCGAGCUGCUCGCCCGUCUCUCCCGCGCUACCGCAAUCCCCACCGCAGGCAUCCGAACUCUCGAUCCCGGUCGCUGCUCAGAUCCUGGUCAGCGCCGCGAGCUCACCCCCGCCGCUGGAUGUUGAUCCUCUGCUUGCGGCCCCGCCCACUCCAUCCAUCCCCUUCCCUGUGGCCCCAGAGGCCGUCGGCUCCAUGCAUGUCCCCGUCCCGAUCCUGCCCUCUCUCUCGUCCGAUCAGUUUGAUCUCCGCCCCCUCUUUCGCACUGUGGGCUCGCCUGUUUUGCCCAAGAGCGAACCCGGCAGCGAGUCCACGCCGUUCGGCGUUCCACCACCACCCAUCGGAAGCCCUUCUUCGAAGCGAUCGUACUCCGAACCGGCUGAGCGCCAGCGCAAGAAGCGCUCCCGCACCAGCAGAUCGCAAGCCUCGGCCGUCGAGCCAGCGGGCUCGUAUAUGGGGCUGCUGCCGUCUUCCGAAGACGUGGACGCCGAAUCUUGCUCUCCUUUCGACGACGAGUCGAGAUCGAGGCCAUACGUCCCGAGUCUGGUAUCGUGUGGCUCGUUCCCGACUGAUGCCGAUGCACGCUCGUCAGGGUCGCUGCUCGGCUACGACCGGGACGAUGACUCGGAGCAAGACACCAUCGCCAAGUUUUUCAUGGCCAUCCAGAGAAGGAAUGCCCGCCGCAAGAACGACUUUUCGGGUUUUCGGCCGUACUACUCUGGUUAAACCCCAGUCUCGGUCAAAAGAUCCAUCCCCUCGUUUGCUCGUGCAAACUGCAUCCGCAACCCUCCCCCUCCAACUACCAUCAUAUCCACCCAUCUUCCCCG